AUGGGUGGGACUCAGAAUCAAGAUUUUGCCCCUCCCAGACCCGAAACAAGACUUUACCGUGUUUGGAAGGGUCGUAAUAAAUUUUUGUUUGGCGGGAGAUUGAUCUUUGGUCCGGAUGGGGCAUCAUGCCUUUUAUCAACAUUCUUGAUAGGGGCCCCUGCAUUAAUAUUCUGUAUCAAAACGCUUGUGAGGGUUCGAGAAGCUGACUUCUUGUAUCGGCAUGUUGUAUUGAUAGUCGGACUUGUCCUCACAAUUUUGGAUUUGACUUUUCUCUUCAUGACAUCUUCAAGAGAUCCGGGAAUAAUUCCUAGGAACUCACGGCCGCCUGAAUCAGAUGAAUCAUUUUCUGCUUCAUCUGUGGAGUGGAUGAACAAUGCAACUCCUGAGAUGAAACUACCUAGAACAAAGGACAUUUUUGUCAAUGGCCACAUAGUUAGAGUGAAGUUCUGUGACACUUGUUUGUUAUAUCGUCCACCUCGUGCUUCUCAUUGCUCCAUCUGCAACAAUUGUGUCCAGAGGUUUGAUCAUCACUGUCCAUGGGUGGGUCAGUGUGUUGGAGUUCGGAACUACCGGACUUUCAUCUUAUUUAUAUCGACAUCAACAAUCUUGUGCAUAUAUGUUUUCACAUUUUCUUUGUUGAACCUCCUUAAAGAACGGGGAGGCAUAUGGGAUGCCAUGUCAAGAGACGUUGUAUCAGUCAUUCUAAUGGCGUACUGCUUCGUUGUGGUGUGGUUUGUUGGUGGGCUUAGCGUCUUCCAUUUCUAUCUAAUGUCCACAAACAAGACGACAUAUGAAAAUUUCCGGUAUCAUUAUGAUAAGAAAGAGAAUCCAUUUGAUCGAGGGAUGAUAAAGAACCUCAAGGAAAUCCUUUUCUCUAAGACAGCACCGUUGCUGGUCAAUUUUCGGGACAUGGUCACCGAAGAAGAUCAUUCGAUACUAGGAUCCAUAACAAAAAGAUUUGGUGGUGAUAAUAUCAACUCGAAGGAGAAGGACCUAGAAGUUGGUACCAUUGGCAAGGACGGUAAGCCACUUCCGGAUGUUCUGCAGAAUUUGGACUACAAUGGAAUUGAAGACAGUUUGAAGAAGGACAAAGGAGGAAGCAUCAACCUCGACCCUUAUUUCUUUCCGACUGCUCAAGUAGAAGAAUCCGGUACUGGAGACAGUACGGCCGAUGAAAAUGGGACUGAAACGAGUUCUCAGAGAAAUUCAUCUGCAGUGCUUCGAAGAUAA
This is a messenger RNA of Fraxinus pennsylvanica, 1230 nucleotides long. The record is from the annotation of a GenBank genome assembly. Lineage: Eukaryota; Viridiplantae; Streptophyta; Magnoliopsida; Lamiales; Oleaceae.